This is a messenger RNA of Anopheles funestus (African malaria mosquito), 1499 nucleotides long. RefSeq names its product serine protease inhibitor 2. The coding region runs from base 134 to 1363 and encodes 409 amino acids. NCBI's taxonomy places the organism in Eukaryota, Metazoa, Arthropoda, Insecta, Diptera, Culicidae. Gene Ontology annotation, molecular function: serine-type endopeptidase inhibitor activity. The transcript is spliced from 5 exons. The record is from RefSeq and is a predicted model, not a curated record.
CGUUCGUGCCGAUCCGAGCAGACGAUCACUCAUGAGGCCAGGUGGGAUGGAUCUCGCGCUUAGAUGACCAGAACCGUUUUGGCAGUUUCCUAGUUCGGUCGUUUGUGUGGUGUACGCUCGGUUGUAAUCAACCAUGAACAAGUUUUGCAUUGUGAUACUGUGCUUUGCCGCACUUUUAAUUUUUGACGCAACAGCCCAAUACGAUGUCCACGGCCCAUUUCAAGGCCAACGCCAAAAUGAGUUUGACCUGAAGUUCGUCAAGGAAAUCUUCAAAAACCAUAACUCCAACGUAAUCCUCUCACCAUUUUCGGUAAAAAUUUUGCUUACCCUUAUCUACGAGGCGUCCGACACUAGCUUCGGUAAUUCCGUAUCUGCCACCAAGCGCGAACUUAGCAGCGUCAUUGUGAAUGACAACAUUGAACAGACGCGUGGUUACUAUAAGCAGCUGCUCGAAUCUGCCCAGCAGGAUAACAAAGACUUUGACCUGAACAUCGCUACCAACUUCUUCGUUGACGAUUUCAUUGAGGUGAUCAAUAAGUACCAACAAAUCGCGAACACACAUUACCAUGCGAUGCUCGAGAAGGUGUCCUACUCGGACCCAACGCAAGCCGCGGCCACCAUCAACAACUGGGUGUCGCAAAACACGAACGGCCGGCUACGAGAGAUUGUGACCCCAGAUGGCGUAGAGGGUGCCGUCAUUACCCUGGUCAACGUCAUUUACUUCAAGGGUCUGUGGACGUAUCCAUUCCCGGAGGUGGUAAACAACGUCAAGCCAUUCUAUAGCUCUACUGGCAAGCCCACCAACGCUCAGUACAUGGAGCAGAAUGGACAGUUCUACUAUGAUAAUUCGGCCGAUCUCGGAGCUCAGAUUCUCCGCUUGCCAUACCGUGGUGAUAAGCUCGCGAUGUACUUUAUCCUGCCGAAUCCGGAUAACUCCAUUAGCAAGGUGCUGGAUCGCAUCAACAGUGGUUCACUGCACCAGGCACUCUGGUACAUGGAGGAAAACGAGGUGAACGUGACCAUUCCCAAGUUUAAGUUUGACUUUAGCGAACAACUGAACGAACCGCUGCAACAGGUUGGCAUUCGUGAAAUCUUCUCUCAAAAUGCAUCCCUACCGCUUUUGGCCCGUGGACGUGGAGCCCGUGAUGAGGUGCGAGUUUCGAGAAUCUUCCAGAAGGCCGGUAUCACCAUUAACGAGCUUGGCAGUGAGGCGUAUGCCGCUACUGAAAUUCAACUGGUCAACAAGUUCGGCGGAGAUGGUGUUCAAAUCUUCACUGCAAAUCGGCCGUUCAUUUUCUUCAUUGAGGAUGAAACCCAAGGUACAAUGUUGUUUGCCGGUAAGAUUGAAAAUCCCGUCUUUUAACGUGUUCGCAAUGAUUGACAAUGGUCGCGUAAAGCGUUCCUAAAACCACACGUUCCGAUGUAAUCGAUCGUUUUAAUAAUAAUACCAUCAAUAAAAAAUUGCUGCCUCUAAUAAUUUGAGGAUCACUAAUUGAAAA